AUGAAUUUUGGUCAAAUGAAUUUAUUUGAUUGUGAACGACAACGAUCUUAUUUUGAACGAACAAAUCAAAGAUUAAAAAGAAAAAUAUCGAUUGACAUAAAAAGAGAAAAAAUUCUUGAAAUUCGACGUGUUCAAGAACAAAUAAAUAUGAUGCGUGAAAUAUCAUCUUAUUGUUUAAAAGUAGUUGAAGUUGAACGAAUAUUAUCAGAUUUGGAUAUUGUAUUAAAUAUUCCUAUGGAUAUAAAUCGAACAACAUCAUAUGAUAUUAUUCAUGCACUUAAAAUUGAACAAACUUCAGAUUUUAUUCAAGAAAAACAAAGAGAAAUAAAUUCAAUUAUAAAUAGCCAAGAAAAGCGUAUUGAACAAUUACGAGAUUUUAUUCAAAUAUUAGAAGAAUAUUUACAGAAUAAAUCUGAUAAAUCUUUUUUUGAUUCAACAUAUUAUAUUAAUUAUUCAAAAUCAAUUAAUCAA
Messenger RNA from Rotaria sp. Silwood1, 471 nucleotides. NCBI's taxonomy places the organism in Eukaryota, Metazoa, Rotifera, Eurotatoria, Philodinida, Philodinidae. The record is from the annotation of a GenBank genome assembly.